Molecule: messenger RNA, 1464 nt
Organism: Plasmodium malariae
Lineage: Eukaryota; Apicomplexa; Aconoidasida; Haemosporida; Plasmodiidae
Product: conserved Plasmodium protein, unknown function
Exons: 1
Coding region: 1-1464 (487 amino acids)
Source: RefSeq, a predicted model, not a curated record
AUGCUGAGGCUUCAACAAAUAAAUAGAACAAAUUACUACGCCUAUCGAAUGUUGUUAUGUGAAGAGAAAAAUAGAAUAAAUGUGUCUAUAAAUGAAUAUAAAGAUCUGAUACCAAAUAAUAAUAGUAAAACGUGUAAAAACAAAUAUAAAAAUUUUAAUAAUCUUCAUAAUAUUAUUCAAAGUGGCGUGUUAAAAAAUUAUAAAAAUGUUUAUUUUUAUAAGAAUUUGUUAAGAAUUGCUGAGAACAGAAAAAAUUAUCUUAGUUUACAUCAAAUAAAUAUAAUUUUAAAAUCACUAAUAAAAGCAAAGAUUUACAGAUAUUCCUUAUUUAAUUCUUUUGAAAUUCCUAUUUUAAAAUAUGUAAGUUCCUUAAGUAUAAUAAUCAAUAGUAUAAGUAACAAGGAUACCAAUGGUGGUAAUAUUACUAAUAAUAGUAACAUCAUCCAUAGUAGUUAUGAAAAUAAUUUUAAUUAUAAAAAUAAUAUAUAUAGGAAAUUACAUUUGAAUGAAGCAAAAUACAAAUUUAUUAAAAGUGAGAAUAAUAUACAUUUUUUGCACAUUAUUAUAUCUGAUCAGUUAACAAUUCUAGUUCAUAUUUUUAGAAGUUAUAUGGACAUCUUUAAUUUCCAUUUUUAUUAUUUAUAUGAAACAUUAUUCUUCUUUAUAACGAAAAACUAUCUAUACUUAAAUGAAAAGGAAAUUGUACGAGAUAUCUGGACUAUAUAUUUAACUAGAGUUUUGUGUAAUGGUACUGCGGUAAAUACAAAAAAUGAACCUAAAAAAACCCUUAAUAUUAUUCAGCAAAUUACUGUGCCGACUAAGAAUGUUGAUACCGUUACAACUAAUACCGCAAUUACUACCACUGCUAGUUGCAGUACAAGCGCAGUAAAAUAUAAAGGUUUUCAACGGACAAUGCUGUACAGACACAACUGCAAAUGUAACAUAUAUGUGAAAACAGUUUGUAAUUACGCUCUUGUUGUUUUAAAAAACGUUAAAAAGAAAAAUAAUAAAAGAAAAAAAGAACCUUAUUAUUACAACACCAUUUUUUGUAAAAAGAAUAUCCGUAGCAUUUGCAAAUAUGUAAUAAUGUUAAUUUUGAAAAAUGAAAAAUUGGCUAUAUAUUUUGAGAGAAAAAAAAAAAAAAAAAAAAAAAUGCUGACAAAAAAUAAAAAUGUAUUUAUAUCUAAUGGGUACAUGUAUAAAAUAAAAAAUUCAAAUAUAUUGUGUAGUUAUUUAUCAAUUAAAUACCUAAUUAAAGUUAAUUUUGUGGAUAAUCAUGUAUUCUUAAAAGAACGCUUUUUCCCGAAAGAAUUACUAAAUAAUAAUAUUUUUCUUCAAAACUUUUCUGAUUCUAUGUUGAAACUUAGUGUAAAAUCUACGCUAUUUAAUAGGUACAUUAAAAAAAUUAUGGCUUACCAUGAAUCUAGACAAUUUAGUGAUUGUUCCAAAUUUAGAAAAUUAUAA